This is a messenger RNA of Fomitiporia mediterranea MF3/22, 1047 nucleotides long. Its product is annotated as alpha/beta-hydrolase. Lineage: Eukaryota; Fungi; Basidiomycota; Agaricomycetes; Hymenochaetales; Hymenochaetaceae. Gene Ontology annotation, molecular function: glycerophospholipase activity. The record is from RefSeq and is a predicted model, not a curated record. The annotation marks the transcript as partial. The transcript has 7 exons. Gene Ontology annotation, biological process: piecemeal microautophagy of the nucleus; macroautophagy; neutral lipid catabolic process.
CACGCCGUCAAAGCUCGACAUAUACAAACGCACAGACCGAGCUCAUUCAAUGCCUUCCUAAAUGCAAGAACGAACUAUCGUCUAUACGGACAGACUGACGCAGAUUUAUGGGUUCAGUCGACAGUUCCCGCUCCUGACGUGAAUGACCGUGAGACCCUCCUAACACUGGCUAAAAUGACCAACAAUGCAUACUACGAACCCACUGAGAAAUCUUGGUACUCUCUCGACUCGUAUUGGGGAAACGAUAGCUUUCCGUUUGGCUGGGAACCAGACGCAGACGGGUUUAGAGGGUACAUAUUCGCCUCUGAAGAUAACUCUACUGUCGUCCUUUCCAUCAAGGGUACCUCGGGAGGUUGGAUUGUUGGCGGUGGUGGUCCAACUGUGAAGAAAGACAAGAUCAACGACAAUCUUCUCUUCUCAUGCUGCUGCGCACGGGUGGGUCCAACUUGGUCGCCUGUUUGCGGUUGCUAUUCUGGUGGAUACAAAUGCGACCAAAGUUGUGUUGAGACUGCUUUAACUGACGAAAGUCUAUUCUACAACGUUGCAAUUAAUCUAUACAAUAAUGUUACUUAUCUAUAUCCAAAUGCUGAUAUCUGGGUUACCGGUCACUCGCUCGGUGGUGCACUCGCUUCGUUAACCGGUGCGACUUUCGGUGUGCCUGUCGUCGCGUUUGAGGCUCCAGCAGAGAAGCUCGCUGCAACAAGACUUCAUCUCCCUUCACCUCCUUCGACGCUCCAUAUCACUCACGUUUAUCAUACGGCAGACCCAAUAGCCAUGGGCGUAUGCAACGGCGUAACUUCAUUCUGUGCGAUCGGAGGGUACGCUAUGGAGACCAAGUGUCAUAUGGGCAAAGUCAUCAAAUACGACACUGUAACGAAACUCAACUGGGCAGUUGACAUACGCACACAUUCGAUCAACCGAGUUAUCGAAGAGGUACUUGCAAACGAUUGGGAGGAGCCGAGUGAAGGAAAGUCCGGGAGGCAGGUACCUGAGGCUGGUGAUGAAGAUGAUUGUGUUGAUUGCUUUAAUUGGGAAUUUGGGGACUUC